AUGAUCCCAAACAUUCCAAAGUAUGAUGGCAAGACAGAUCCUGAUGAGCAUGUAGGCACCUACGAAUGGACAAUGACAUCACUAUGGAUGGACAAGAGGCUCACUUGCACCAACUUCCUAGUCAUGUUGUCAGGAAACGCUAGCAAAUGGUUCAAGGAACUGCGUCCGGGAAGUUUCUCCAACUUUGAACAAUUCAGGUAUCUUUUCCUAAAAAAAUUUAUGCAAUUGAGGAAAAUGAAAGGAGAUGCCAACUUCAUUAUGUCAUGCAAACAAAAAGAGGGAGAGUCCAUCCGAGUGUACAACGAACGAUUUACCCUCGUAACUCUGAGCGUACCCGGUCAUGAAGUGUUUCUAGUCACAUGUGCUUUCGCCAAAGGGUUACUCCCAGGCCCCCUGUCGAGGAAAAUGCAAGGAACAGUGCCAAAAUCUAGGGAUGAACUGAAGUAUAGGGUCGAAAAAUACCCCAAGAAAAUCGAGGGAGAAGAGCGCAAAGAAGCCAAUCUAAAAGUUGUAGCAAAUGCAUACCUCAAACAAGAAUCAGAUGAUUCCCACUCCCACCAUAGUCACAAGGAGCGUCAUGAUGGAAGUCACAAUAAGCAUAACAGACAUUCGGGACAUUCAACUCCCAAGUUUCGCCCAUUCAUCAAGGAUAAGCCCAGGAGCCAUAGGCUUGAAGUAAAUACUCUGGAAAAAACCCCCUCAACGGGUGGAAAAAGAAAAAGGGAAGAAUUACGAAUACCAUAA
Messenger RNA from Lactuca sativa (garden lettuce), 744 nucleotides. NCBI's taxonomy places the organism in Eukaryota, Viridiplantae, Streptophyta, Magnoliopsida, Asterales, Asteraceae. The record is from RefSeq and is a predicted model, not a curated record.